Messenger RNA from Aspergillus versicolor CBS 583.65, 1544 nucleotides. RefSeq lists its product as uncharacterized. Bases 405 to 1367 code for a protein of 320 amino acids. Gene Ontology annotation, cellular component: plasma membrane. The transcript has 4 exons. Gene Ontology annotation, molecular function: water channel activity. Lineage: Eukaryota; Fungi; Ascomycota; Eurotiomycetes; Eurotiales; Aspergillaceae. The record is from RefSeq and is a predicted model, not a curated record. Gene Ontology annotation, biological process: transmembrane transport.
AGGAGAGAUGUCAGUAUAUUUUAAAAUUUAGUAUCCGGACGUGCUGCUACCGGAUUGUGGUUGAUAAAGCGAUAUUAGCAACUAUACGUUUAUAGGGCUAAACAAAGGGACAUUGUUAGGGCUGGAUGGAGUACAACGCAGGAGGAUACCAGAAUAUUCAACUAGUCUCAUUUACUUGUAUUUAUUUUAGCAUUAACUGUUUCGGUCUAGACAACUUACAUCAUCGAGUCAGCCAGUCAUUGAAGCCAACCAUGGUUGCUCUGAGUUUAGCCCAAAGCUGACCGACAUGCACGUUACGAGAUGAUGCUUAAUCAUGACUAACAGCCAUGUUACACGAGGCUUCUGACAUGAAAUACAGCUUCCUACACCAGAAUCAUUCUGUAAAUCUCCACUAAACAUACAAAAUGCGCUGGAUGCUCCCUAAUGCCAGCUUCUGGCGCUCAGGUCGGACCGACCUGCCCACCCCAAGCCAUGUCAUCCCUUUUGCCGGUCGUAUAGGCGCCAACCAGGAGUUUGCUGUCGAUAAAGACACUUGUACCCAGCGAGAACUCUUGCAGAAGUUUCCCGAUGCAGCACCCUGGAUUCCGGUGCGAGAUGCCUUGUCUCUGAGAACUAUUCUCCAGCCGGAGCUGUGGAAGGCUGCUGUGACUGAAGGCAUAGGAACAUGUCUGCUGGUGUACCUGACCUGCUUCGUAGCCGUUGGUCUAGGGGAACUUGUCAAUACAUUUGCAUCUGGCCCGCUCGUCCCCAGUCUACUCGGGGCCCUCACGGCUCUGGUAUCUCUUCCGCUGUUUAUAUUCGCCGUUGGCCCUGUAUCAGGAGCACAUCUCAACCCAACAAUCACCAUCGCGACCUUCUUCAGCCGCCUCGCCACUCUUCCAAGGUCUAUUCUCUACGUCACCUUCCAAAUCUUUGGCGGUGCUAUUGCAGGCUGGCUUCUGCGGGCUAGUUUCGAUACAAGAUCAUUCAUCGUUCCCGGCUGCUACUUCGACACCAACCUCGUCUCCGUACGCAGCGCAUUCACAAUCGAAUUCACCACCGACUUCGCCCUCAUCUUCCUCUCGUUCGGCGUCGGUCUCGAGCCCCGCCAGCGAUCCGUCUUCGGUCCAGCUCUAGGUCCCAUCCUCGUCGGGUUUGUGCUGGCCACGUGCACCUUCUUCACGGGCAUCAGUCGGCCGGGAUUUACUGGGUUUUCAGGAAAUCCGGCUAGGUGCUUUGGUGCGAUGGUUGGGUCGCAUUUCUACUUCUACCACUGGAUUUAUUGGAUUGGGCCCUUGACGGCGGCGAUGGCGCAUGCUGUGCUGUAUUUGCUUGUUCCGCCUUAUUCCAGGGAGUUGACGGGGGAUCGGUCGGAGUCGGUUGCCUAAGACGAUGGUAGUAAAGUAAUGUUAUUUUAUACCUAUCUGUUAGUGAAGUCCGCAAAAUAUAUUAUCGCCUAUUUUUGUCCUUGAGUGGUGGUCAAGCCCUAAUCUACGGGUCAUGGAAAUGUAUAACUUAACGUUAAAAUAUAACAUGGCCAGAAAUAGUCAUUCCGAUCCACUUAA